This is a messenger RNA of Brassica napus (rape), 712 nucleotides long. RefSeq names its product V-type proton ATPase subunit G2. Gene Ontology annotation, molecular function: proton-transporting ATPase activity, rotational mechanism. The coding region runs from base 203 to 535 and encodes 110 amino acids. Lineage: Eukaryota; Viridiplantae; Streptophyta; Magnoliopsida; Brassicales; Brassicaceae. The transcript has 4 exons. Gene Ontology annotation, biological process: proton transmembrane transport. The record is from RefSeq and is a predicted model, not a curated record. Gene Ontology annotation, cellular component: vacuolar proton-transporting V-type ATPase complex.
AUCGUAGAAUCUUUUCGUGUUGUGAUUAUGAAUGCUGGAUUGCGAUUCUGAGCUAAUUUGACUAUUUCGAACAGUUUUAUGAUUUGAUCUUGUAACAUUUUGCUAUUUGAUCUAAUGCUCGAUCUGAUCACCGUUGUGUACGAACAUUGCGUAGACUUUGUUAAAGUUUGGAUUCUCAGAUUUUUGAGGUAUUCAAGAAAACAUGGAAUCCAGCAGUAACCAUGGAGGGAUCAAGCUACUGCUAGCUGCUGAACACGAAGCUCAGCAAAUCGUCAAUGCCGCUAGGACUGCAAAAAUGGCAAGGCUGAAGCAAGCCAAGGAAGAGGCUGAGACAGAGGUUGCUGAGCACAAAGCCAGCACUGAGCAUGGUUUCCAGAGGAAACUCGAAGAGACCAGUGGAGAUUCAGGUGCAAACGUGACGAGGCUAGAGCAGGAGACUGAUGCCAAGAUCGAGCAGUUGAAGAACGAAGCUUCCAGGAUUUCCAGAGAUGUUGUGGACAUGCUUCUCAAACAUGUCACCACCGUGAAGAACUGAGAUAUAUCAUAACCAAACCAUCGAUUGCAAAAUGGUGUCAAGUGUUCUUUUGUGUGCAUUCAUUCAUUCGUUUCUUUCAAAUGUUUUUUUGGGUUCGGGGAUUGAACUCUUGCUAUUGGUCUCUCCAGAAGACUUAUAUGACUUUUGUGUUUUGUAAUAAAAGGAACCCAUUGGAUU